AUGGUGGAGUUGGGCUUGGGGGUUUUUGAGUUUUGGGGUUUUGCCUCUGAUGGCUUAAUCCUUCCUAAAAGUCGAAUUGUGUUGGGGGUUUCUGAGUUUUGGGCUUGGUGGAGAACAGGGACAGAGCCAGCUAAGGCUCACUGGGUGCAGAUGCCCCUACUCAUCCACUCGAAACCAUGA
Molecule: messenger RNA, 180 nt
Organism: Prunus armeniaca (apricot)
Lineage: Eukaryota; Viridiplantae; Streptophyta; Magnoliopsida; Rosales; Rosaceae
Source: the annotation of a GenBank genome assembly